Striga hermonthica is the source of this 1265-nucleotide messenger RNA. The record is from the annotation of a GenBank genome assembly. NCBI's taxonomy places the organism in Eukaryota, Viridiplantae, Streptophyta, Magnoliopsida, Lamiales, Orobanchaceae.
AGGCAGUGGAGCCACCUUCGACAGCCAGGGGUAUGUUGACCUCUUUGGUUGUGGGACCGACUCUUCGUGAGAGGAUAGUCGCCGAGCAACCGAAUGAUCGUUUCUUUUGCCGGAUGAAGGAGUUGUCGAAAGCCGGUAGAGUUGGAGGAUUCGCAGUCGCAUCUGAUGGGGCCUUGGUCUUCGAGGGUAGAUUUUGUUUGAUUCGCGGGAAGUACUAUCCCUCGUAUUACCGAGCAAAGAUGGAGCGCCAGUUCCUGGCACUCAGACAGGGUACUCGUUCUGUUGACGAGUACGAGAGAGAGUUUACCCGACUCGGAGCCUUCGUACCCGAUCUUGUGAGUACGGAGGCGAAGAGAGCCCAUCGUUUUACUAACGGACUUCUCCCAGCAGUCCGUCAUAACAUUGUAGGUCACCUUGUUCAGACCUACGCCUGCACAGUCGCCAUUGCCCAGGAAGUAGAUGCCAGCAUCCGACGAGAAGCUAUUUCGACUUCAGCCCAGCCAGUUGCUCAGCCACCAGCCCAGCCCAACGUUGCCCAACCAUCAAAGAACCAGAAGAAGAGGAAGUUCAGAACCACUCUUGACGAACGGAGGACUCGCCACAGACAGAUACCAACCUACCCGACAUGUGGAAAACGCCACCGUAGAGAAUGCCUUGUGGGCCAGAACAUUUGUUUCUUUUGUCGCCAGCCAGGCCAUAUCAGCCCCAAUUGCCCAGAACGACUGCAACAACAACCACAACAACGACAGCCACUUCAGCAACCUCAACAGCAGCACCUCAGGCAACAGCCACCACGACCCCAGCAACAGCCACGCAGAAUACAGCAGGCCCGCGUCUUUGCAGUUGACCAGAGAGAGGCCGACCAGCACCCAGGUACCAUGUCUGGGAUGAUUAUUCUUAAUAAUGUGCCUGUUUAUGCCUUGUUUGACACCGGAGCGACCCAUUCUUUUAUAUCACGCCGAUGUCUCAAAGCUAUUGGGGUCCAUUCUCUUACCACUAUCAAUCCUCCCGAGGUGAGUUUAGCCUCGGGUCGAAAGAUAUUGACUGAUGCUAGAGCCACCGAUCUCAGCCUUUCCAUCGGCGGCCGUAUUUUGACUACUGAUGCUUAUGUUAUCGAGAUGAGGGACUUUGACCUCAUACUCGGUAUAGAUUGGCUAACACGUUCUCACGCAGAUAUCCAAUGUCACGAUCGGGAGAUUACUCUUUAUCUUCCGAGAGAUGAUCAGAUCACUUAUUUCGGCUCUAGGACUCGUACUUUGCCACAC